AUGGCAUUAGCAGCAACUAAAUGCUGGUUCAUUUGGAAGGAAAGAUGUCUGAGGGUCUUUGAGAAACAAGAAAGAACACCUGAACAACUUGUUACAGACAUUUCAAGACACUUUGCUUAUUGGCAUCCACAAAACUUAACUAGUGAUAGCAUUCAAAACAAGACAAAAACAACUUUACAACCUAUUUGGAAAUUUCCUACUAGAAAUAGCUUGAAAUUGAACUGUGAUGCUUCUUGGAUUUCAAAAGACACUAAUUCAGGUUUUGGUUGUAUUCUUCGCAAUCAUCUAGGAACAGGUAAAGGAGCAGCAAUGGGAGUCUUCAGAGCAUCAACAGCUGAAGAAGCAGAAGCUCUAGCUCUGCUGCACACUACCAAAUGGGCCAUUCAACACAAUAUGCAAAAUCUGGUCAUAGAGGGAGACAAUCAAGCAACCAUCAAUUAUCUGCAAGGGCAUACAAUUUCAGUUCAAUGGCAAAGCAUUGCUAUUCUAGAAGAAGUUAAAUCUGAAGCAGCAAAACUUAUCUCUUUUUUGGGUUUUACACAUGUGGACAUGAGAGCCAACAAAGUAGCUGACUUAUUAGCAAAGAAAGCUAGAAAAGAAAACAAUUCUGUCUGUUGGUUACUUUCUGCACCUUUAUUUCUAAUUCUUUCAAUUGCUUAUGACUCUGUCAAAGCACAGUCUGUCUGUAAUGAUCAAAACUCUAUUAUAGCGUUUUCUGAUGUUGUUAAUUCUGCAGAUUCAGCCACCAGAGGAACAACCAAUACUAUUGAUUCCAAAUGGGACUGA
This is a messenger RNA of Papaver somniferum (opium poppy), 786 nucleotides long. RefSeq lists its product as uncharacterized. The record is from RefSeq and is a predicted model, not a curated record. Lineage: Eukaryota; Viridiplantae; Streptophyta; Magnoliopsida; Ranunculales; Papaveraceae. Gene Ontology annotation, molecular function: RNA-DNA hybrid ribonuclease activity; nucleic acid binding. The transcript has a single exon. Bases 1 to 786 code for a protein of 261 amino acids.